AUGAGUUGCAAUGGUUGCCGAGUCCUUCGCAAAGGUUGCCGUGGUGACUGCACUCUCAGGCCUUGCCUUCAAUGGAUCAAAUGUGCUGAAUCUCAAGCACACGCCACUCUCUUCCUUGCCAAAUUCUACGGCCGCACCGGACUCAUUAAUCUUAUCGAUUCCGGCCCUGCUAAUCUCCGCCCAGCGAUUUUUAGGUCGCUGUUGUAUGAAGCUUGUGGGAGGAUCAUCAAUCCGAUAUACGGAUCUGUGGGAUUGAUGUGGUCGGGGAAUUGGCAGCAGUGCCAGGCGGCGGUGGAGGAGGUGCUCAAAGGCGCUCCGUUAGUGCAAGUUUCUGAUACUGAUGAGUCCAGUGCAACAAAAGCUCGCUCCAUCACGCCUCUACAGGGCUUUGACAUUCGCCACUUCUCAAAGAACACCGCUACCCCAGAACCCAUCCACCGUGUCAGGUCCCGACGCUCCACGGUGGAAAUCAACAAUACCCUACACUCGGUGGCGGCCGCCGCCGAGUUGAUGAACGAGACGGAAGAGAAAUUUACCAUCACAGGAUGGGAUUGCGGUGAAGAUAACGAUGCUUUUGUGCAUCAGUUGAAGAGAGCCCCUAGUCACAACUCUUACUCUGUUGAAACAGUAGAACCCUCAAUGCUGAACCCGAGUACGAGCUUUAAACCGGAGCCCCAUCACACUGAAAACGAUGAUAUUGGAUUGGAGUUAACUCUGGGGUUCAAUUCAAUGCUGCGCAAUCAUCUGUCCACAGUGAUAGAGCUCUCAAACAGUGAAGUCUGA
Molecule: messenger RNA, 783 nt
Organism: Fraxinus pennsylvanica
Lineage: Eukaryota; Viridiplantae; Streptophyta; Magnoliopsida; Lamiales; Oleaceae
Source: the annotation of a GenBank genome assembly